Messenger RNA from Triticum dicoccoides, 1901 nucleotides. RefSeq names its product disease resistance protein Pik-2-like. The transcript has 6 exons. Gene Ontology annotation, molecular function: ADP binding. NCBI's taxonomy places the organism in Eukaryota, Viridiplantae, Streptophyta, Magnoliopsida, Poales, Poaceae. The coding region runs from base 984 to 1901 and encodes 305 amino acids. The record is from RefSeq and is a predicted model, not a curated record.
UCCGUAUGUGGUUUGUAGUGGAAUCUCUAAAAAGACUUGCAUUUAGGAACGGAGGGAGUAUUAUUGUUGUUCCAGACUUGAGAUCCAGCCAGCUUGCAUUUGAUUGUGGAAGUCUUAUUUACCUGCAGAGCGACCGAGCCAACUACAGUUCUUAUUCACCUGGCAUCGCAGCAGGUAAUCUUAUUUACCUACAGACUGUUCAACUAUCGCUGUCUCCAUUAUCAGCUUAACAUCUCACUCCUAUAAGAAACAAUCAUCAGUGCUGAACUGGGUGAUUAGUUGAUCUCUGCUGAUUGGUUCAGCACCUGCAGGCAACCCAAGAGAGUGUUAUUUUAAGUCACUAACCACCCAUAAAACGCAACAGAUAUGGAAGGACGACACCGCCAUCCAUGAAAAAUAAGUGAGCACCUCCUGUGAAGAAACAAUUUCGAGGCCAGCCACCUUAAUAAGAGAACAAAUGACCAAUCCUUCAGUGCAGCAUCAUAUUAUAUACUACUCGUGCAGUGCUACCGGUAGGUGUUGCUUUCUCUGUUAAAAAUGUAACCAACUCAUCAACCAUAAAAUAGACACAACUUGCCUCACUGCUCAGCCUUACUUGGUUGUCCUCUGUCCAUCUGCACCAGCUAGUCUUGUUCCCUUUUCUUGGUGUGCUAUCUCCGGCGACUCCGUUCUUCAUCGCGGCUGAACAAGAAGUGGUUGUCGAUUUCUGUCAAGUUCAGAUCGAGCCAGCUUGCAUUUUGUUGCCGAAAUCUUGGGUGCGUUGUUGGCCGGGGGAUCACGAUCUGUGGUGCGCCGCUCUCCUGUCCCGCAGAUUGACCGAGCCAACUACAGUUCUUAUUAUUUAUCUCGCAUCGUAGCAGCGAUGGGCUAGUCGGCUGUGGGCAUCCAGGAGCUGGUGGCCUUCGAGUGGGUGUGCCAGAACCAAUUCACCUGCUCAUCCUUGGUAAAAGAGUUGACUUUUGAAAGAUGUAAACGACGAAUACAUGGAACAGGUCCAGACCGCUCAAAUCAAAGAUCGAGCGACUGUGAUGGAGGCCGUGCUGAGCGCCUCCCGGGGAGCCGUGCAGAUCCUGUUGGGGAAGCUUGGCAACGUCCUUGCCACCAAAUAUGCGCUUCUCGGCGGUGUUCGUGGGGAGAUCCAGGAGCUCAAGGAUGAGCUCGAGAGCAUGACCUCGUGUCUCCGCGACCUCGCGGAUGACGAUGAUCACAACGAACAAACCAGGAUUUGGAUGAAACAAGUGAGGGAGGUCGCGUUCGAUGUGGAGGACUGUGUGGACAGGUUCUGGCAUCACCUCAGCGAGAAUCAUGGAGACCGUCAAGGACUCCUGGAAUACCUCCAUAGGAUGUUCAACAUGGUGCGAACAUUGAGGGUGCGGCACAAGAUGGCUACCGAUAUCCAGGGCCUCAAAUCUCGUGCCCAGAAAGUGAGUGAUCGGAGGCUCAGGUACACAUACACUCUAGGUGACUCUGCUGGACGGUCGGGCAGAGCGCUUGAUACUUACAGCCACCUCGACAACCUGGACCGCUGGCUGCCUGCAAUCCAUGAUGACGGGUCUGGGCUAGUCGUCGGGAUGGGCAACAUGACUGAUGCCGUGGUUGGGCUGCUCAACGGGCAACGCCAGGCGGCUGUGAGUCCCCGAGUGCUGUCCAUAGUGGGGUUUGGUGGUCUCGGCAAGACCACCCUGGCGAUGACUGUCUACAACACCCCAGAGUUGGGAGGUAUCCAGUGCCGCGCUUUCAUUCCGGUGUCCCAGACAUACGACCUCCAUUCUCUUCUUGAGUCCAUGCUGAAGCAGAUUUCGGCUUCAGCUGACAAAGAUAAAAAUGAUGAUCCCCUCAAGAACAUUAAAGACUGGAAAAUAAGCAAACUAGUUGACAGCAUCAAACAAUGUUUGAAGUGA